Messenger RNA from Rotaria socialis, 1278 nucleotides. Lineage: Eukaryota; Metazoa; Rotifera; Eurotatoria; Philodinida; Philodinidae. The record is from the annotation of a GenBank genome assembly.
AUGCACUAUCUAGAGGAUUAUCUCGAGUUACUUGAUCCUUUACCUGAGAUUAUGCGUGAGAAAUUAACUUUGAUGCGUGAAAAUGAUUUAAAAACUCAAGCUGAAUUUGCGCAAUUAGAAGAAGAUACAUCCAAAUUUCUUAGUAAUUAUCGUCAAUAUCAACAGCAAUCUUCACUUUCACCAACACGAUCAAAAAUUAACACACAUCGUUCAAUCGCAAAUGAAGAAUCCACAAUCGAUACAAAUGAACCACAAUUAACAUCAGAACAAUUAGCUGCACAAAAAGAAAAACAAAUUGAAUAUGAUAAACUUGUUGAAAGACAUCAGCAACUAGUAAAAGCUACAACAACGAAAAAUAAUUUAGCUAAUGAAUCUCAUGAUAUUGUUGAACGUUAUUAUAAAAAACUUGAAAAUGAUCUAAAUAAAUUUAAAAUGGAACUUGAAGCUGAUUACUCCGGAAUAACAGAAACAUUAGAAAAACGAUUUGCUAGCGAAGGUUUCAAUGAAUAUGAUAAUUCUGCUGGCGAGAAUAGUAAUUUCGAUCCAUCCUUAUUAGAUAUCGAACCUUUAUUCGAUCCACUAGACGAUAUGACAAUGUCGAGCGCAUUAGUUGACGAUUACACAAAUCCAUCCACAUUAAGCUAUUUAAUAUCCACACAAUCUCGUCGUUCAUCAACCGGUUUACUCCCAUCAAAUUCUUCAUCGUCGUUCAAUCGAAAACAAAAUCCACAACGUAUCCUAUCAGGUUCAUCAACAUCGUCACGUGGUCGAAAACGUUUGCAAGGUGUAUCUUCAACAAAUACGGUUGGCAAACACCGAAAACGAAGUACCACACGUAAUCCAUUCCUAAAUGAAUCAUUUCAAUCACAUCCGCUUCAUCAUAUGCUACCACCAAGCGACAGUGAUGAAUCAUCAUCAGCUUCAAAUCUACAAUCAAAUAAUACAGCAACAACAGAUUAUUUUCAACUAAAUAAUCAAACAGCAUCGCCCAAUCUAUUUGACGAUGAAACCAACGGUGGUUUUGAUUCAGCUAAUGUUAUGCCGAACUUUCCUGGACAAGCUAUUGACGAACGUCGGUACUGUUUCUGUAAUGAAAUGAGUUAUGGUGAUAUGAUUGCAUGUGAUAAUCCAACAUGUCGUCGCGAAUGGUUUCAUUAUCCAUGUGUCGGUAUUGUAACGCCACCGAAAGGAAAAUGGUUUUGCGUCGAAUGUACUCAAAUGCAACAACAGCAACAACAAUCACAGAUACCAACAAUAAAACGAGUAUCAACGAGCUAG